Messenger RNA from Schistocerca americana (American grasshopper), 876 nucleotides. Its product is annotated as V-set and transmembrane domain-containing protein 2B-like. Gene Ontology annotation, cellular component: neuron projection membrane. The transcript has 6 exons. NCBI's taxonomy places the organism in Eukaryota, Metazoa, Arthropoda, Insecta, Orthoptera, Acrididae. The annotation marks the transcript as partial. Gene Ontology annotation, biological process: synapse organization. The record is from RefSeq and is a predicted model, not a curated record.
AUGAGUGCGUCGCCUCCGCAGCCGAGCUCUCCUGACGCUGCGCCCGCCACGACGGCCGCCGCCCCGCCGCUCGCCCCCGGCAGCAGCGCCGCGACGCCGGGGGCGGGCAGCACGCGCGCCGCCUACCGCGCGCCGCCACACCCCCACUACCACCUGCACUCGGCGGGCGACGAGCGCCGCCACGGCCCCUACUUCGAGGACGGGCCGGGCCCGCACAACGUGACGGCGCGCGUCGGACACACCGUGCUGCUCGACUGCCGCAUCGGGCUGCUGCAGGGCAAGACGGUGUCGUGGCUGCACCGGCGGCACGACGCGCUGCAGCUGCUGACGGUGGGCCGGCAGGAGUACAGCGCCGACCAGCGCGUCACGCUCAGCUUCCGUUACCCCGGCAACUGGCGGCUGCGCAUCGAGUACGUGCGCCUGCGCGACCAGGGACUCUACGAGUGUCAGGUGGCCACGCACCCGCCGAGGGUGCUGCGGAUCUAUCUCACCGUCACCGCGCCCGAGGUGAACGUAACGGACGACAAGGGCCACCUGGUGAGCGAGCGCUACUACAAGGCGGGCAGCGCCGUCGAGCUGACGUGCGUCGCGACGCACCUGCAGGGUCCGCAAGAGGCCGUCGUCUGGCGACACGGCGACGCCACACUCACCACCGGCGUCAGUACAAACGUGAGCGACGAGCAGGACUCCAUGGUGUCGACGCUGACCAUCGAACGCGCGCAGAAGAGGCACUCUGGCAACUACACGUGUGCCGCCGGCGGCGCCGCCUCCACCACCGUCGCCGUGCACGUGCUCAACGGUCAGCUGCCGGCGGCUGUGCAGCACAACGGCUCGGGGUCUCGCCCGGCCAGCGGCGCAGCUGCUUGCCUGCUGCUG